This is a messenger RNA of Cryptomeria japonica (Japanese cedar), 2918 nucleotides long. Its product is annotated as pentatricopeptide repeat-containing protein At4g21880, mitochondrial. Bases 214 to 2616 code for a protein of 800 amino acids. The transcript is spliced from 16 exons. Lineage: Eukaryota; Viridiplantae; Streptophyta; Pinopsida; Cupressales; Cupressaceae. Gene Ontology annotation, molecular function: protein binding. The record is from RefSeq and is a predicted model, not a curated record.
CAUUUAUACACACUCAUUAAAAUGCUCGCUUCUCCCAAAUAUUGAAAGCAGGACAAUCUCAUUAAUCUGGAAGUCCUCAAUAUAUGUUUGAAUCUCCACUGCAGAGUAGCCAACGAAUGAUAAAUUAAAGUUCCACUGCAUUGCAACCUGUAAACGAUAAAUGGAGGAACAAAUGUUGCUGAGCAGGAUAUCAUGUGAAGGAGGGAAAAUUAAAUGAGAGCUGUGUUGCCCCGUUUGCUUCUCGUUAGGAGGGCGUCCCUCUCACUACCCAAGCAUUUCGCUGUCGUCUUCUCCUACUCCACAGUGAGCAAUGCCGUGGAGGGGCAAGAAGAAUCUAUUGCUUCAGAACAAGUUUCCCAAGAUUCUGCUUUGGACAGUCUUCUGAACAUACCAUGGUUUCCUUUACCAAUCAAACAUUUACCAGAGGAUUAUCACAAAACAUACUCCCCCCCCUACAGAAUACCAUCGGACACCACAUCAUCUCGGCGCAAGGAGCUUUCGAGGGAGAGGAAGAAGAAAAGGGUCAUAAAAACUAUGCAGAAAUACCGGUUUGGGGAACUGAUAAAGACUUAUGGAAAGAUGAUAGGUGGAGAGGUUAACCUUGACAUACUGGGAGAACUGGGCAGGGAAAGCGGUUUGAGAGAAUACAAUGCCAUGAUAGAAGUUUGUGUCAACAAGGCCAAAGAGACCGCAGACGAAAAGGGUUCAUUGAAGCAACUAAAUACAGCCUCUACGGUCUUUGAGAGGAUAAGGGAACAGGGGAUGCAACCAGACAAAUUCAGCUACAGACCCCUAUUUGCUUAUGUUGCAAAUAAGGGGAUGGCGGAAGAGUUUUAUUGCCUUGUUCAGCAGAUGGAAGAGGACGGUGUGAAUAUUUCGGAUAUUGGUUACUUUGAAAUGGUGUUGUGGAUUAAGGAUGGAAAUAAAGAUGAGGUUGUGGGUCUUUGCGAUCAAGUUUUGCGUUCUGAGAGUGAUAAGGGAUCUGCUUUGGCUGAUGGUUUCCUAUUGGCUUUGUCAGAAAAUGAUUGGACAGAGGAGGCUCUAGGACUAUUAGAAAAGGUAGAAAUAACCCAAGUUUCUGCUCUAGUGUGUUUGAUAAGCAUUUUUAAAUGGUUAGGGAGGGCCAGAUUGCAAGAGAGGGCAGAAAAAUACAUUCAUGCAUUGAAAACCAAAGGUACUGAACAAGAUAGUUUGUCAGAUUUCAUGUGCGAGUAUGCCCUAAGCCUGAUGGAUAUGGAGCUUGAGGAGAUUAUUUUGAUUUUCAAGGGUAUGCAUGAACAUCUUGGAGUACAACCAUCCUCAUCAUCUUACAACAAGCUUAUUGAGCAUUACUGUGGGACUUUUAAGGUUCACAUGGCUGUUGAUUUAAUUGAGGAAAUGUGUAAAGCAGGUCUAAAUGUUUCUGCAGAGACUUUCCAUCCAAUCUUGCAUGCGUGUGAAAGGACAAAUGAACUUGAACUGGUGCCCCUUACAUAUGCAGUGAUGCGCAACUAUGGUUUGCAACCAACUGGGGAGACUGUCAAAUAUGUUGUCAAUUCUUUUUUGAAGAUGAAGAACUUUAAGGCUGUUUACAAUCUGUUGGAAGAAAUGAGAGAGCUCAAAAUACGGCCGACAGUCCAUCUCUAUAAUUCGAUAAUGGCGGCAUAUUUUCGAGAGAAUAAUGACUCUCAGGCAAUGGCUAUUCUCAAAGAAAUGGAGGAUGCAGAUUUGAAACCAGAUGCAGAGACAUAUUCAUGCUUAAUAUAUCACUCUAAAAGUUUAAAGACAAGUGAAAAGCAUUUAAAAAAAAUGAAAAGAUUGAACAUUCCACCAUCAAAACAUGUGUACAUGGCACUUAUCAACGUCUAUGUGAACCAUGACAAAAUUUCUAAGGCAAAAGAGAUUGUUAAGGAUCAAAGAGACGAGGAUUACUCAAUAGAGAUCACAAGCACCCUGAUAACAGCACUUGCUUCAAAUGGAAGAGUUUCAGAAGCAUUUGAAAUAUAUGAGGAAAUAAAGAAAGUAGGUCAAGUCCCAGAGCCAAAAGCGAUUAGGAUUCUAAUUGAACACCUUGGAAUGCAAAGUAAAUUUUCUGAAAUGUUUCGGUUGCUUAAUGAGUACAGAGAUAAACAGGACUGGUAUUCUGUUUGCAGUAAGAUAGUUCUUUGCUGUAUUGAACACAGACAAAUUAGCCAUGCCAUUGAUGUCCUCCAGCAACUAAAAGUGAGGGAAAAGUCUUCUGUGGACAUUGUUUGUAACGAGAUCUUUUCCCUUGUCUGUGAUUCGAACACUGCAAAAUUAGAGGAUUGCUUGGCUUUAUUGGAAGCCAUGAGAAAAGAGAUUUUUGUUCAACCAUCACGAACAGCACUAGAUUUCCUUCUCAGUGCUUGUGUCAGCAGGAAGGACUCAUACACUGCAAAAUUGAUUCUCAAAGAGUACACGAAUGAGGGUUUUCCAUUCAAUGUAGUUACACUAUUGAGAAUGUUUCAGGUUUUCCUUGCCUCAGGUGAUCAAGCAGAUGCUGCAGUAAUAUUGAAAAUAAUGUCUCGGAAAGAUAGGAAAGACCAGCAUGUUAAGUACCUAAUCAAAAUGUAUUGUAAACAUUAUCAAUGUCGUAAAAUUGACCUGUGUGUCUAACCGAUAGCACAAGUGCAAGCUAUCCUUUCAGGAACCCCAAGUCUCUGACCAAGCCUUUUCUGGAUUGUUGUGACCUCGUUGAUGGGUGAACUUAAUGCCAAGUUGUUCUGGCCAAUCUGUCUGGAGUGAAAACACUCAGAGAGUUUCGAACAGAGCGAAACUGAAGAUACACCUUGUUAGAGCAGAGAACUAAGCAGCCAACGUUCAACAUCCAUUCAUUCUUGUCCUUUGGAGGAAUUAAACCCCCAACCUCUUCGAACAUGAUGCAAGAGCAUUAUAAACAAUCAAAGCUAAUUUGCCAA